Molecule: messenger RNA, 649 nt
Organism: Nothoprocta perdicaria
Lineage: Eukaryota; Metazoa; Chordata; Aves; Tinamiformes; Tinamidae
Product: chemokine-like factor
Exons: 4
Coding region: 1-423 (140 amino acids)
Cellular component (GO): membrane
Source: RefSeq, a predicted model, not a curated record
AUGGGGACGGUGGACAGCGGCUACCCGCGCUCCCCGCGCGGCGCCAUCAAGAUCGCCCGCAUGCUCAUGGCUCUGGCCGCCUUCAUCUGCUUUGUUGUUUCACGGUCCCACGAAGCCUACACGGCGCUUGCGGUCAUCGAAGUUAUCGUCACCUUGCUGUUUUUCCUCCUGUACUUACUAAAACUAGAUAAAAAGAUGAAAUGGCUCUUUUGGCCUCUGGCUGACAUUUUCAACUCGGUGAUUGCAGCUGUGUUUCUCCUAAUUGUGUGCCUGUUUGCCAUAAUAAUCAAGACAAACUAUGGGACGCUGGUUGGGGGAGUGUUUGGCCUUGUAUUGCUUGUUCUGUGCAUUGUAGAUGCAGUUGUUCUUUUCCGCAAGAUCAGCCUUAGUGGACCCAGAGAAAGGAAUUAUCCUACCAGAUGAGAGCUUCUCUAUUAGCUAAAGAGUAAUUGUUCAAUAAGGCAUUUGUGUUACCAUGUUCGUCUAAAAAAUUUGUAUUUUCAUGUGUUCACUUUUGAAUUGUCUGUGUAUUUUUCUACCUUUUCACAAGUAUUGUUCCUAAGUAUUAAUAAUUCUUGCACUUAAGUAUUUUCAGUGUUGCAGUUUUGCUGAUUUAAGCAUCACAGUUUUUCUAAAGACUUUUUUCCCA